AGCCUGGAGCUGCGCUGCGCUGCGCACUGCGUCUGGGGUUGUGCCAAGAGAUCUUCUGUCCGUGAGCUCAGUUUGUAACUUGCUGCAUGUCAGAAGUUGAUAGGCUGAUGGAUGGAGUGUCCGUGCCUACAACAGCCUCGUCUGAAGGCAUUAAAGAGCAGUCACCAGAAAGGAACGCCUUGGCAUCCGAGACCAACUCCGACUCCAGUUAUCUGAGGUCCGUCUGCAGCGAGUCGUCUUUCAUCAUGGCUGAGCCGAAAAUAACCGUGGAAGCGCCGUCCAAGUUCUGGAUAACGACCGUGUUUGUGGUUAUGGUGGUUCUUCAGGUCGCCUCCACUACUGGAUUAUUCGUUUAUCUCAAUAUGUCAGUGGCUCAGGCCCGGAGUCAGGGUUUGUCUGAGGAGCUGCGCUGUCUUGGGCUGCUGAAUGUGCUGGAGAAAGAUCAGGAAGUGCCGGAUGGUUUGCUACAGCUCUUCGGGGAACCAUGCAUCAGACUGGCUGAAGGAAUUAGGACAUAUAUAUCCAAGGUUACAGAAAGCAUCAUCUCGCAGCACGUCUUUCAAGAAAGACCAGCAGCUGAGCCCCGUCUGAAAGUCCACACUGGUGGGAACCAGAGGCCCUCGGCUCACCUCACCCUCCGAGACAAUGGAUUACAAGGCCCGACAUCUUUAACUCCUCAAAAAGAGCUCCACCAGUCCUGCCGUCACCCUGUACGUUCCUGGGGCAACCAGAGCUUCGGCACACACCUGCACAACAUGACCGUGUCGAAUGGACAGCUGCGGAUCCCUCAGACAGGACGCUAUUACCUGUACGCUCAGGUCUACUUCCGGUACCUCACAUUGUCCAACAGGGAUCACCAAUCCAGCUCAGAGAGCCAGCAGGUGGUGCAGUGUGUAUAUAAGAAGACGGCCUAUGCGCAGCCCAUUCAGCUGCUGAAGGGAGUGGGCACCAAGUGCUGGGCCCCGGACAGAGAGAACGCCCUCCAUUCCAUCUACCAGGGAGGCAUGUUCGAGCUGCGAGCAGGAGACGAGAUCUUCGUCUCGGUGUCCUCUCCUACCGCGGUGCAUGCGGAGGAUUCGUCCAGUUACUUCGGAGCCUUCCGCUUUGACCUCUGAGCUGUGCUCACUGGGGGUCUAAGGCGUUCAAUAUGCAGACUGUGAGAAAAAGGAAAAGAGUGGGUGGAGUAAGGAAGGAUCUGUGCAGCUUCCUGUUUACUCAGACCAAAUCAAAUGACUCAACAGCAGACUAAUAGAGUGCAGACGGAGCAUGCAAGUAUUAACACCAGAAGGAUGCUUCAUAUGGGAGUGGAAGGAAAAGACAAAAGAAAUUCUUCAAAAAAGUAAAAAAAAAUAACAAAAAGUUAAACUUCUCAUGGUCAGGAGUUUUUUUUUCCCCUUGGAAGUGUGCAGUUGGACUUUGAAUGGGUGGUCUAGGGUUUGUGGGAACACAGCUGAGGAAUUUCAUGAAUUUACCAGGAUUUAGUCUGGACGAAGAGCAGCACAAUGUAUAGACAUAUACAAACGGACCAGUGCUGACAGCUGGUGUGACACAGAUCCAAAUAGUCCAAGAAAAAUGCAUCACUGAUAAUAAUACUGUUUGUACAAGAACAUUAAAUAUAAUUUUUUUUUAUUUUUAUGUUGAGUCAGCCAUAAUACAAUUUACUAGUCGAGUUUUUUUGUUGUUGUGUUGCUGUAGUUUCACAUGCACUAGAGCUACUAGUCUAAUAACAUCCUAUUAGUGAUGUGACUUCCAACUCUACAGCGAGUCACGCCAUUUGACUCAGCUCACCAGAUCAUACAAAGAAAAUCAGAAGUUCAAAAGAGGUUUCCAGUGACUCAUUGAAGCGGUUAUUUUAACUGAAUGAAUGAAUUAACUUCUAAAUGAAUGAGUAAUGCAUGCCAUUACCGUCAUCGAGGAUAAACUGUCGCAUUUGGGUCACACAUGGAUUCUGUUUAACAUUGUCCAAAAUGUGCGUCUAAACCAUCACACUCACUCACAACAUAAACAGAUGUGUUUAUGUGGUUUCGCACACCAUAUCUAAUCUCCUUCCGAUUCCAUUUUGGCUGAUAAUUUAGUAAUUUAACUAUAUUAUCCGCACAUAUUCUAAAGAAGGUGAAAGUUUUUUAAAGGGAAUCAUGAGACUUGGAUCAUGAGGCACUACGAGCCUGAGAGUAAACGGCAAAGCAUUGCCAAAAAAUGAAAAGUUAAAAAUUGUAAGUUAAAAAGUUGGAAAAUUGUAUGCUUAAAGUUUUCUGGGAAUCUCAAGAGCCAGUAUUGGAACAUUAUCAUAUUGAAAAAGUGAAGACAGUGGUAAAUUUUUUUAAUGAAGAAGUAUAAAAGCUUGUUUAUAGAUGGAAAAAGUGUACGGAAAAGCAAGGAGAUUAUGUAAAAAAAAUUAUGUAUUUGUCUUAAUUCGUUAAGUUAAUUUGAAUAUAUUCUACAGCCAAAGUGCGGAUAAUUUUUGACUCACCCUCAUACAUAGAGUGAUGCAAUUUGUUUUGUUAGGGCUCGACAAACUCGCUCUGGGCAAAAUAAAUGCAUGCUUACUUGCCACCAGAUGUGGAAAAUCCAGCUGUAGGAAAGUAAUCUCUUCCCUAUAACUUUGUGUUCAUGGAAAUAUAAAUAAGGCCAGAUUUUAGGCUAGAGGCAAGAUUUUUGAGGCUAGAUUCAUACAAUUGCAUCCUCAAGUCAUUCUUUCAACAUUGUAUCAGACAUUUUAACAGGGAUAAAAAAUUAAG
Molecule: messenger RNA, 2738 nt
Organism: Clarias gariepinus (North African catfish)
Lineage: Eukaryota; Metazoa; Chordata; Actinopteri; Siluriformes; Clariidae
Gene: tnfsf10l3
Product: tumor necrosis factor (ligand) superfamily, member 10 like 3
Exons: 5
Coding region: 87-1115 (342 amino acids)
Biological process (GO): immune response
Cellular component (GO): membrane
Molecular function (GO): tumor necrosis factor receptor binding
Source: RefSeq, a predicted model, not a curated record